AUACGGCGCGGGCCCCUCAUCCCGGGGCGCCGGCGACCAUGGAGUGAUGGACGAAGCUUGGAGCUGUGACCGCUGCACCUUGAUUAACAGCCUUUCCUCGACCACCUGUGUAGCCUGCGGAUGGCAAUGUGCUGUGCCUGCACCAGCUCCCACGCCCACAGCUGCGGAGUGCGAAAGGGCAGUAGAGCAAAUUUGGAAUUUGGGCUCGUUGAAGGCCUUGUUGACACUGGUCACCAACAUCCUGGACCACCCAGGUGAAGCCAAGUACCUGGGUCCCAUCAAGAAGUCCAACAGUCGCAUCAAUGGCUCCAUCGUUCAGGUCUCGGGCGCCGCCCAGGUCCUGCACCUCGCCGGCUUCCGCGAGGACGCCGAAGCCUUCGCGUCGGCGGGCGACGUGGUGCGGCUGCGGCGCGUGCAGCACGCACUGCGGAAGCAGCAGGAGGUGGUGCAAAACUCGCAUGGCUACAAAGAAGGAGCCGUGUUAUCUUCCAAGCCCCGUUUCGAUGAGAACCUGCUGCGUGAGAUCCAUGCGGAAGCCCAACACCAGGCCACGCUCCGCGGUGCGCCCGCCGCCCCCGCUACGGCCCCCGGCCACGACGGAAGCGCGGCCCCGACCGCGGCAACCUCUCCGGCCGCGCUGCGGCUGCGGCUGCGCAUCCCGGUGGGCGGCUCCGUGGAGAUGAAGAUCCCGAGCGAGACGAAAGUCCAGGCCUUCCAGGAGGAGGUCUUGCGCCUCACCGGCGUCAAGGCACAUCACCAGCGCCUGCGCUUCGGCUUCCCGAGCUCCAAGAUCCUCAAGGAUGACGCCCGCUCCGCCAGUCUUAAGGAGGUGGGCUUGCAAGACGGCGAGUUGUUGAUUCUGGAGGAUCUCCACGACCUGUUCCUCGGGAACUUGGAAAGUGGCCAGUUCACCAUGGAAGAGAUGCUUGACAAGGUCCCGCCCUCCCCAGAGGACGGAGAGGAUUGUACGGUGACGCUCUUCCUGGAUGUCUUAUCCGCCUUCGAGAUCGAGAGCCAUUCGCUGGACUUCUGGCAUGCCAUUCGUCAGCGGCUGCGGGAGUACUUCGCAGAGGACCAGGUCGGCGAGAUGACCAAGGUUUCGGCUGGCCUCAAGAAGCUGCAGCAGCUGUUUCGACACCACGACACGCGGCAGCGCAUGCAGCUGAUCUUGGGGUCCUUGCCCAUUCGCUGGAAGCUCCACCAGAGCAACAAGUUGGUGAUCCAGCGAAGCUCUUUCUUCGAGUCGGUGGCCAGACAAGUCCACUCAAUGAACCGUCGUACGAUGCUCACACGUCUCCACAUCAGCUACCAGGGAGAGAAGGGCGUGGACGCCGGGGGCCUCACGCGCGACUUCUUCGCCAGCUUCGCGCGGCACAUGGCCGAGGAAGCGUGGCUUUGGCGCAGCACGGGGCGCGGCUCCCUGCACCCGACGUCCCUGGGAGCAGGGAGGAGACAGGGCAAUGCCAAGUAUGGUGGCGAGGGCGGCGCUGGACAGAUGUAUCAGGUCUGUGGCCGUGUCUUCGCCAUGGCGCUCCUGCACGGAUGCAAAUUGGGACGCCCGCUGAGCCGGCCCUUCAUGCGCCUCUUGUUGCAUGUCAGGCCCAGCAGCUUGCAGGAGUUGCAGGCAGAGUUAAACUACGAGGCAGGGGAGCAAGUGGACUUCCGGUGCCGGAAGGAUUUUCUGGAGACGCCUUUGGCAGACUUGGGGCUGGAUGGCAUGCUCAACUUCUCACACGAGGGCCAGGAGUUCAUCCCAGGCGGAGCUCAGAUCGAGGUCACCGAUGAGAAUAAGGAGCAAUGGCUUUGGCAUUCCUUGCAGCAGGAGCUCUUCAGCCCAGAGGCUGAGCGAGCGGCGGACGACUUCCGACAGGGCUUGAUUCAUGUGCUCGGCGGGCGGGGGCCGAGUCUUUGCCCAUUGUUGUUUCUGUUCGCUCCGGAAGAUCUCAUUGACUUGUGGGGCAGCGGUGCGUUGGGAAAGCGAGAACUCGCCUUGUGGAAGUCUGUGUGCUCCGUCAACAGCCGCAUCCAGCAACAAGCAGCUUGGUUUUGGCAGGUGCUGGAAGAAGAGUUCGAUGACGAGCUCCGCAGCAAGGUGCUCCAGUUCGCCACCGGCACCUCCUCCAUUGGCCGCGAUGGUCUGAGCGCCUUCCGCCUGGAGCCUGGCGACGGUGGCGACGGACGAUUGCCAACAGCAAUGACUUGUGGCAAUCUCCUUCAACUGCCGCGCUAUUCAAGUCGUCAAGUCCUCCGACAGCAGCUCCAAACCGCGGUGGAGUCCACUGGCUCCUUUGAGAUGCUUUGAGCCAAAAGGCCCAAAGGCAGCGCCUUUAAGCAGCCGGGUCUCGCCGUUCAAAACAGCAGAUAGCCGUGGCCAGUGGGUGCGAGAUCACGUAUACAAAGAUGUGUGGUGAUGGGUGGUCAAAGGUUGAGUGGUCAAAGGUG
Molecule: messenger RNA, 2442 nt
Organism: Durusdinium trenchii
Lineage: Eukaryota; Dinophyceae; Suessiales; Symbiodiniaceae
Source: the annotation of a GenBank genome assembly